This is a messenger RNA of Sorghum bicolor (sorghum), 1434 nucleotides long. RefSeq names its product zinc finger protein AEBP2. Gene Ontology annotation, molecular function: protein binding. The record is from RefSeq and is a predicted model, not a curated record. The coding region runs from base 88 to 1050 and encodes 320 amino acids. NCBI's taxonomy places the organism in Eukaryota, Viridiplantae, Streptophyta, Magnoliopsida, Poales, Poaceae. The transcript is spliced from 2 exons.
CGGCGUGUCAGUGGCACGCUGCCGCUCGCGAUAUUUGCGAGAGAGAGGGGGAGCAGAGAGAGAGAGGAGGGAGUGGCGUCUGUCGUCAUGCUGCUGCGGAGCGCGUCCUCGCCGCUGCUCAACUGCGUACGUGCGCCGGCUGCGUCGGCGGCGGCGGCGGUCGAGCACCUCGCGGUGGUUUCGCCGUUGCUGUCACCGGCGGUGGCGGCGGCGCCGAGGCAGGGGGCGGUGCUGUGCCGCGCCAUGUCCGAGGGUGACCUCGCGGCGCCGCUCGUCCCGGCCAAGAAGGACCACGAGGGACUGCACGGGAGGGCGCUGCCGAGGCUGUCGGCGUCCUCGUCCUCGUCCGCCUCCAUCUCGCUCGAGGAGGACGACAGCGAGGGCGUUGGCGAGGAGGAGGAGGAGGAGGAGACCGUGGUCGCGGUCGGCGCCGACGUGCCGCUGCCGCUGCGUCGGCUGCUGACGAGCACGGGGCUGGACGUGUCCGCGUCCGUGUCCGUGUCCGCGGCCGCGGCGCGCGAGGCGCUGGCGCUCGUGGAGCUGCAGGGCGUCGGGGGCAGCAGCGGGGGCGGGAACGGGAAGGCUCUCGGCAGCAGCGGUGGCCAGGGUGGUGUCGGGGACGGCGGCGGUGGCGGUGGCGACAACCGCGCCGCCACGGACACGCACUACCGGCAGAUGAUCGAGGCGGACCCGGGCAACUCGCUGCUGCUGGUCAACUACGCCAGGUUCCUCAAGGAGGUGGAGGGGGACGCCGCGAGGGCGCAGGAGUACUGCGAGCGCGCCAUCCUCGCCAGCCCCGGCGACGCCGAGGCGCUGUCGCUCUACGCGGGCCUCGUUUGGGAGACCAGCCGCGACGCUGCCCGCGCCGACGACUACUACAGCCGCGCCGUCCAGGCCGCGCCCGACGACUGCUACGUCCUGGGCUCCUACGCCGGGUUCCUGUGGGACGCCGAGGAGGACGACGAAGAGAAUGACAACUCCGAGACCUUGCCACCGCCUUCGCUGUUCCAGGGGGCGGUUCAGCAUCCUUCCAUCACAGCGGCAUCUUAGAUGAACAUGAACUCGAUCUAGAUCUCACCACCGCUUGUGAACGAAGCUGAAUCUGGAACACUGAAGAGCACCAUGCGAGAAACCAGACCGGCCCCCUACGAGUCACCGACAUCGCUGGCCGGCUCCUCGCCGCUUGUGAACUGAUGAAUCACGGCUGAUGAAUCACGGCACAUGUAAAAACUGAAUCUGGCAGAGCACAAACGCGUAAGCCUCUUAAGGUUUGGCACCUGAAGAAUUUGCAGGGCUAUGUAUAGUAGACAUGUAGAUUGAGACCCUGCAGAGCUUCUACAUGCAGAAUGUUAUUGGUCACUUGUGUAUCAGUACUAGUAAUGCAGUAUCCCUUGUGAAAUAAAGGUUUUCCUGCUGCUUCGUCAGUACUAGUAA